Molecule: messenger RNA, 1137 nt
Organism: Prunus armeniaca (apricot)
Lineage: Eukaryota; Viridiplantae; Streptophyta; Magnoliopsida; Rosales; Rosaceae
Source: the annotation of a GenBank genome assembly
AUGGCUUCCGAGCACUGCUUCUUCUGCAAGGCUGAGAUUGCUGAGUUCAUUACUGGCUGGCCGUUGAAAGAUGGCUCUUUCGCUAAGCUCUGCGGGAAAUGCGGUUAUGCUUAUAUACAUGAUCAAUUCUGUGAAAAUUUUCAUUCCAAGUCUGAUGGAUGGAGACACUGUGAUGGCUGCAAGAAGCGACUCCACUGUGGAUGCAUUAUGUCAUGCCACAUGUACACGGAACUGGACUAUGGAGGUGUAGGUUGCAGUAAAUGCUUAUUGCGAAGUAAAAAAUCUAUGGAGUCAGCUGCCAAUGAAGGGAUGUAUUUAACAACAUUAUCUGAUUCUGAUACCCAUUCUGUGGCAUCUAACGAGAUAAUUGCUGAAUGCUGUUCUCCUGGAUCAUCUAAAGGAAAAGCUUCUGCACAUGUUGGAGAAAACUCUAAUGUGGAUUCUAGUGGACAUACAGGUUGUGAAGAAGGAGUAGAGAGUGAAACGCCACGAGUGGAUGCCUCUACUCAAAACCCUUUAUCGAACAUUGAUGCUAUACCUCUGUUUGAGAAGUCAUUAACCGCAAGUGAUACUUUCCUGAAUACAGCACGUCUAGUGAUACCAAAGAAAUGUGCAGAGGCCCAUUUUCCAAAAAUUUCUGAAACACAAGGAUUCCCCAUCGCAAUUCAGGAUUACACAGGCAGGGACUGGAAAUUUCAAUAUCGUUGCUGGCAAAAUAGUAACAGCAAAAAGAUGUAUGUAUUAGAAGGGCUCAAGGAUUACAUGAUCUUAAAUCAGUGGCAAGUUGGGGACACAGUGACGUUUCAUCGAACAGAACAAGAAGGAAAACUGAUUAUUGGAACAAAAAAGACGCCAGCUUCUGUUGCUUCUAUUCAAGCUCUUAAGCAACAAGUGAUAUCUUUUCUUCUGACAGGAAAAAAUUUGGAAACUACUAGGCUGAAGGGAGACCAGGACCAAUUGAACCUUGUGCUUUGUUGGAUGCUUGAAGGUCUUUAUGCUCAUUCAGUCAAGAACCUAGUGUGUCAGUGUCACGGAGACCUUCCUUCUCUCUUAGGCUUAUCAAACUCUCUGAGCUUACAAAGCCAAAAAGAAGUAACUUUCUUCAUUGUUCCCAUAACAAUAUUUCAAUACUGGUAA